Molecule: messenger RNA, 1020 nt
Organism: Fonticula alba
Lineage: Eukaryota; Rotosphaerida; Fonticulaceae
Exons: 3
Coding region: 1-1020 (339 amino acids)
Source: RefSeq, a predicted model, not a curated record
AUGGGCACCAUGCAGGUGGACUUCGCAUUCCACCGCCUGGGCCAAGGCCCGCAUGGCUCCACCAUGGCGGUGGUGUCGUCGGUGAGCCACUGCAUGCAGUGUCUUGGCAUUCACCCGAGCACCACCACCAAGAUCCGCGCCUUCGCUCGGCACCGGUGGCAGGGAGACCCCCGCCCGGCAGGCAUCACGCCCGCCUGCACCAGGGCAUGCCAGCUGGCCGGGGCCCGGUCGUGUGCCAUGCUCGCGGCCCAUGGCCACCGGCUCCUGGUCGUCAUCGUCAAUGGCUGCCUCUUGCUGGUGGACUGGUCCCGCCCGCUGGGCGCCGGGGGGCCGGAUGCUCCGCUCGCCCUGCUCACGGGGACCAUCCUCAAGCGGGGCAUCCGCCCGGGCGCCACCUUUCAAAUGACCACCACCCCUGGCGAGGCCCUGCUGGUGGACUCGGCCACGCGUUCCGGGUACCUGGUCAACCUCGCCCAGUCGACAGCCCAGCCCCUGGACCUGGCCCAUAUCCCCCUGCCCCUCUUCGAGGAUGAUGUGGCAGCCCGGUCCUUCAUGAAUGGCGACGUCUUUCGCUUCGAUGUCCCGGAGUCGGUCCCUCCCUCGUCACUUGCCUCGCCCUUCCGGAACCUGCCUGCCGGCGGCCCGCUAACCGUGUUCUGCAAUCCCCGCAAGGGAACUGCCACGGUCUUCCGGGAGGCCUGCAAGCCGGAGGCCUAUCAUGGACCGGACUUUGAGAACCUGAUCAACCCCCAGCGCCUGAUGAUCCACGGCCGGCGGGCUCUCUCGCUCCAUGAGGAUUUCCUCGUCUGCCAUGAGUACCCCUUCGGCGGUGGCCGGUCCAAGCGGGCCGCCUUUGCCUUUGCCCUGCGCCUCCCCUCCCCAGGGGGCCGCCUCUGCCCGACGGCCGAUGCCCCCCUGGACCUGGAUCAUUGCAGGGUGGCCCUGGAUGGCCGCUGGGCGGUCCGGGUAAACCUGCUCCUCGGCCAGACGGUAGAUGGCUGUGCUUCCCCCACAUCAUGA